Molecule: messenger RNA, 2649 nt
Organism: Alnus glutinosa
Lineage: Eukaryota; Viridiplantae; Streptophyta; Magnoliopsida; Fagales; Betulaceae
Product: putative disease resistance RPP13-like protein 3
Exons: 1
Coding region: 1-2649 (882 amino acids)
Biological process (GO): defense response to other organism
Molecular function (GO): ADP binding
Source: RefSeq, a predicted model, not a curated record
AUGGCAACCUUUCUCCUUACUCCCGUCGAACAGUACUGGGUCCAACUACUCGAUGAGGAACCAAGACUCGUUGGUGGAUUGAAGGAUCAAGUCGACACACUUCAGAGCUGGCUCAGUUUUAUAUCCGAGGAGAAGCCGGAGGAGCAUGCCAUAUCGAAGGUGCUAAUCGGGCAAAUCAGGGAGAAGGCUUACGAGGCUGAGGAUGUAAUCGACACAUUCAUCCUCAACACCUCAAAACACAGGAGGAGGAAAGCGGGGGGAAAGAUAAUCCAUGGGUCUGACCACGCAAAAACGCUUCUCGAUGUAGCAAAGAAGAUAGAAAGUCUCAACAAAGAAAUCAAUAAAAUCUUCGCCAAUAACACAAAGUACGCCGGUGAAAGAGCUGAAGCUAGUGUAGAUGCAGAUCAGUCCGAGGAGGCACUGCAGAGACGUAGGAGAGAAGUCGAAGAAGAUGACGUGGUGGGCUUCAAUAAUAACUUAAUGGCAUUGGAGAAUCUUUUUAUUGCAAACGGUGAAGAGCUUGAUGUCAUUUCAAUCAUCGGCAUGGGUGGGUUGGGGAAGACAACUCUUGCAAGUAAAAUCUACAACACUACUCGCUUCAGGGAGCGCUUCCCCCUCCGUGCUUGGGUGUAUGUAUCUCAACAUGACAAAACUAGAGAGCUGUUGCUUAAAAUUUUCAAGGAGAUGCCAAUAUCAGAGGAGUUGGGAAAGAUGCUCGAAGGCAUGGGGGAGGGCGAGUUGAAAAAGACGCUGUUCAAUUACUUGAAAAGGGAGAGGUACCUGGUAGUCAUGGACGACAUCUGGGAAACUGAUUUAUGGCUUGAGGUAAGCUUUGUAUUUCCUAAUAACUCUAAUGGAAGUAGAAUAUUGAUUACCAGUCGUAAUAAAGCUGUGACUUCAGUAUGCCAUACUCCUCCCUACAUUCUCCCAUUUCUCAAUAAAGACGAAAGCUGGAAACUCUUUCAUAAGAAGGUGUUUCGAGGAGGAGAAUGUCGUCCCGAGUUAGAGCCUCUGGCGAGACAACUGGCAGAAGGCUGUCGUGGCUUACCACUUUCAAUUGUGGAAUUAGGGAGCCUUUUAGCAAACGAAAAGCAAGAAUUGCAAACAUGGUCGAAAUUUAUUCAAGUAAAUCGCUACCUUACACAAUGCAAAAAUAUAUUGGCCUUGAGCUACACCCACCUGCCCCAAAGCUUGAAACCAUGCUUUUUGUAUCUUGGUGUAUACCCAGAAGACUUUGAGAUUCCUGUAAGGCAAUUGAUCAACCUAUGGAUAGCCGAGGGUUUCAUACAGCACACUCCCAAUUACAUAGGCGUAGAGAUGAGGCACACUCUCAAUUAUAUGUUCCUAGAGAAUGUUGCUAAAGGUUACUUGGAGCAGCUCAUUGAUCGAAACUUGAUCCAAGUGGCUAGCAGGAGGACAGAUGGAGAAGUAAAGACAUGCCGUAUCCCUGCUCUUCUGCGAGAUCUCUGCAUAUCAGAGAGUGCAGAAGUUGGGUUUCUGGAAGUCCAUACGGAAGAUAAUCCUUUAUCCACGAACAAAUCCCGCAUACUUUCCAUCGAGGGUAGAAUUGAUCCAUAUAUUUCUUCAUUCCACUCUCAUCACUGUUUCCGUUCUCUGUUGUUUCUUGGUCAAGAUAGAUAUGACUUUGAUCCAAACCACUGGAAAUGGUCCCUCGAAAUCUUCAAGUUACUUCGGGUGCUUAAUUUUGGGCGUGUAAAUAUCUACUCCAUUCCCACAAGGAUACAAAAUUUGAUCCAUUUGAGGUACUUGCGUAUAGAAUCCGUUGCACUAAAAGCUAUUCCAGCUUCCAUUGGCAACCUCAGGAAUCUAGAAACACUUGAUAUGAGGGGUACUUGUCUGGAUUGUUUGCCAAAGGAGAUAUGGAAGUUGGAUCGUUUAAAGAAUCUGUACAUGUCUGGGCCAGUGAGUUUACCUCAGAAUAAGUCCUUGGAUGCUGUGAGGAACCUCCAAGUCCUUUCCACUGCAUCUCUAAACCCACAAACUGUUCUUCCUAAUUGUGUAAGGAAAUUAGGAAUAUGGUUUGCGAGCGACGUGAGCAACAUCGAAGUAGCAAGUGUUUUUGAAAGCCUCGGCCAUGAACUUGAUCUUCGAACAUUGAAAAUUAUAAAUUAUUCUGAGCGUGCUCUUCCGACCUCACUUUUGUCGACAAUCUUCUCCACCAAGAUAACCUUACGACAUGUGCGCUUAGAUGUCGCUAGCGGCUUGAGAGAUCUAGGGAAACUUCCCUUUCUUAGGAUACUGAAACUACAAAGUUGUUCGCUUUCUGGUAAGCUAUACGUGUUUAAAUAUUCAUUUCUUGAACUCGAAGUCCUUCAAUUGGAAAAUUUGAGAAUUAAAGAAUGGAAACAAGAGGAACAUGCAAUGCCACGGCUCCGGCAUUUGAUUAUCAAAAAAUGCAUUGAGUUGACUAUGGUCCCUAACGAGCAGUUAAAGAGUUUGAGGGGCUUGCGAGAUGUGGAGGUAUUAUGGAGCAAUCCAAAAUUGGCAGAGAUGCUUCAGGAAUUGGAGAAGGAAUUGGAAAAGGAAUUGCAGAAGGUAUUGCAGAAGGAAUUGCAGGUGCAGAUUGGAUUCAAGCUAUUGAUCGAUCCUCCUCUGGAUGCCGACUUUUAUAAACCAAUUGCGGCAUGA